Molecule: messenger RNA, 1212 nt
Organism: Pocillopora meandrina
Lineage: Eukaryota; Metazoa; Cnidaria; Anthozoa; Scleractinia; Pocilloporidae
Source: the annotation of a GenBank genome assembly
AUGAAGUCAGCAAAAUGUAUCGUAGAGCUUUGUGAACAAAUUCAGUCACUUGGCCAGUAUGCAAGAUUUAAUCCAAACUUUUUGUUAUUUACAAAAAGUAGCUCGACACUCUUCCACUCUGGUUUAGUUAGCAACAAAGAGUCUUCCACACUUGAUAAUGUUCUAUCAAAUUUCAACAUGGUCCGUGUUAAUGUUCCACCAAAUGGUAACUGUUUCUUCCUGGCUAUGGCAUAUGCAAUAGUCAAUAGCAUUAUUCCAAAUAAAGCAAUAUCAAAUGAUUUAGUCAGCCAUCUGGAGUCACUUAGACUAAUGAACUGCAAAGACACAAAUGAAAUGAGCCAUAAGCUGCGAGAAUUAAUAGUACAUGAGUGGAUCUCUCACCCAGAGGAUUACCAGCCUUUCCUUGGUGUUUGACAAUUGUUAGACCAUGAAGCAUCUUUAUUUCUUAAUGAUGGUCAUCUCGCAUCAGAGUUCGGCAAUUGCAUGGCACUUGCAAUGGCAAAUUCACUCAAUCUUCCAAUUGUAGUAAUCACACAAACGGAAAGUAUGUCAGUUGUCCCAGUUACACUAAGGGAAACUCUUCAGUGCCUACCAAUCUUUGUCGCAUUUGAUCAUGCAGGUGUGGGUCACUAUGAUGCUGUAGCACACAGUACAAGCCAUUCAGUGGUCAAUGAAACACAAUCAUGUUCAGUCAGCAGCAUAGCUACCAAUCCUGAAUCUUGUCGUUGUGGUUAAGGUGCAAGAAAAAAAGAAUCCAAUAUCACCUCUUGUGAUAACUUCAAAAAAAGGUGCAAGUGUUUUCAAAGUGUGAAAGGUUGUAAUGACAACUGCCAGUGUCUUGGGUGUGAAAACCCAUAUGGAAAAAAGGCAAAAGCAGAAUACAAUAGUUAUCCAUCCGAAACAAGUAAAAGAAAACGACGAGCACAGGAAAUGACAACAGAGAGUAUGUCUAGAAAACACUUUCUGCUUAAAAGACCCUGCUUGGAGAGUGUUAGCAGAUGGACACUUCUUGAAGAGCUAGCCCUUAUCCAGAUUGUACAGUCCUCAUUUACUGCAGCUGGCAGUGAUAUUGAUAUUGAUGUCAUUGCGAUGCAAUACUCGCAGCUGGUUGAUAACUCUGGAAUUCAUCCCAAGUCUCAAGCUCAAAAUUCUGGAAAGGUAAUUUCUUUUAUGAAUGACUAUAGAGUUUAUAAGGCGUUGUUGAAGGAGUAA